This is a messenger RNA of Trifolium pratense (red clover), 1758 nucleotides long. RefSeq names its product putative UPF0481 protein At3g02645. The transcript is spliced from 2 exons. The record is from RefSeq and is a predicted model, not a curated record. Bases 74 to 1555 code for a protein of 493 amino acids. Lineage: Eukaryota; Viridiplantae; Streptophyta; Magnoliopsida; Fabales; Fabaceae.
CCCACUCCAUAAAAACCAUUUCACUUGUGAUCACUUUUGCAGGAAUAAUCCCUGGAGCAUUUUAUAAUAUUGAAUGAUGGCAUCUCACACUACCCUUCCAGAAAAAUUUGUCGAGCUACAAAACGCAAAGGUAACACGCCGAAAUUCAAACCCAAAAAUUCAAAGGGUGCCAGAGCAUCUAAGAAACAGAGAAAAUGUUAAGGAGCAUUAUUUACCCAAGUUGGUGUCAAUAGGUCCAAUCCAUCAUGGCAAAGAAAAUCUGAAGUUAGGAGAAAAGUACAAGCUUGUCUGGGCAGCACAAUACAUUGAAAACGCUGGACUCAAUUCAUGGAAUUUAUACAACAAGAUUGUGCUUAAAAUUGAUGAAUUAAAGGGUCUUUUUGCUGAAGAUGUUUUAACUGCUACUGGAGAGUCUCUAAAUGGCUUUGGUAGCCUUGAUGAAAAGUUGUCAUGGAUUUUGUUCCUGGACGGAUGUUCUCUGCUGCAUAUCGUGGCGGAUAAUGUAUAUCUUAAGGAUGAUCAAUUGGUUAUUGUGAUGAUGGAUGUACUAUUGUUGGAGAAUCAAAUUCCUUUGGACGUACUGUAUCUGUUGUGGAAAAAUGAAGACGCAUCGAAGAAUGAAUUGGUAGAUAUCAUGAAGGAUUUCCUCAAAUGUCAUCAAUGGGACAAACCAGCAAAAGCCACUAAAUUGAAAGAUACCUGGAGGUCACGCUUACAAUAUUAUCAAGAUACAAUCAAGAAGUUCAUCACAUCUGGUUUUGCGGUUCAGAAAGAAGAAGAACAUGGUGCAGGGAAUGAGUUUUCGCCUCCGAUUUCGAGACCCACUCAUCUUCUUGAUCUUCAGCGUAGAAUGAUCCUCGAUAUAAAAUUUUGUUGCGAGGUUGAACCUACAUUUAUGGCAUUAGAUGUACGCAAUAUCCGUUUAUAUCGCAACAAGAAUCGAGGUCAGGAAAUUUCAGAGAGAAACGAAAUAUCAGAUGAAAUCACUAAGAUGAUAACGUAUAGGAACAUACAAGAUCUAAGAGCUGUAGGAAUAAAACUUAAGUCAAGUGGGACACGAAGGCUAACAGACAUAGAUUUCUCUGAGGGUUGGUUCACUGCAAAACUGACUCUUCCUGAAAUUGUUGUGGACGACAACACAGCGGCUAGUUUCCUCAACCUGAUAGCGUAUGAGAUGUGUCCUGAUUUUGAGAAUGACUAUGGGAUAUGUUCUUUUGCAGUUUUCAUGGACUCACUCAUCGACCAUCCUGAAGAUGUGAGGGAAUUAAGAUCGAAAGAAAUUUUGCUCAAUUGUCUUGGUAGUGAUGAGGAAGUUGCAGAUCUUUUCAAUAUCAUGAGUAAAAACUUGUUGGCUAACACAAAAAUAUAUUAUGAAGUUAGAGCCAAAAUACAAAAGCAUUACCGCAAUAAAUGCAAGACUUGGAUAGCGUUGGGUAAACAUACCUAUUUCAACAAUCCUUGGGCCUUUAUUGCCUUCCUAGCUGCCUUUAUUAUUGCACUUGCUCUCACUUUUAUUCAAACAUGGUUUGCCAUUAACCCAACUGAAAACAAAUAGGAACACUCUUUUUAAUACUCUAUGAUCUAUGUUGGUUAUGUAUACCAUGUAUAAUAAUUGUCUUCUAGUAAGACAAUACUACUUUAUGAACUAUGUUGAAUUUGUUUAUGAUUUUUCGGGUUACAUUGAUGUGUUCCUAGAGUCUGGCCUACGGCUAUUUCAGCAUGAGUACCUUUAAUUUGUGUGUUCAAGUUUUGUUUGAA